Molecule: messenger RNA, 1296 nt
Organism: Penicillium manginii
Lineage: Eukaryota; Fungi; Ascomycota; Eurotiomycetes; Eurotiales; Aspergillaceae
Product: Helicase C-terminal
Exons: 1
Coding region: 1-1296 (431 amino acids)
Biological process (GO): RNA catabolic process; mitochondrial RNA 3'-end processing
Cellular component (GO): mitochondrial degradosome
Molecular function (GO): RNA helicase activity; ATP binding
Source: RefSeq, a predicted model, not a curated record
AUGCAGUCAUGGACUGGCAGAGGCAGCCGUUCCCUCUUCAGCGCAUUGCAAUUCUUCCCUCGACCCGUUGAACGACAGCGACAAUUCACCACCUCCCUCCCCCUACACCGGUCGAAACGCGAAAAUAAGCACAAAGAAGCUAGAUCGAGCAAUGCCGGCUCCGACUCAAAGAGAUCCGCCAAGUCGGCGAUGAAAUCAGGCCCUACGGGUCCCAGCCGAAACAGCUUCGCGGCCCAGAGGGAUUUCAACCGAGUCGUGCAGGCCGCUCUGCAAGAUGCGAAGGCCCGUCUUAAUUCGACAGGGGAACUACCUGAGUCCUGGGGGAAGUUUGAGCGUCAAAUAUCGAAUGCUUGCAAGGUGGAGGAGUCGAAGUCGGAUACCAAAUGGGGCCCUUUGAAGCAAAUCAAGUCAUCACUGCAAAGGGCAUACCUGUCCGGCGGAGUUGCAGGACUGCGUGGCGAACUGGACUAUAUGCGCUAUGCGGAUGAUCUGACUGCAAAGUACUCGACCCCGAAUCUGAAGGUACACCAAAAGAUAGCCGAUCUUCGCUAUCCCGCCGAGUGGUACCCCAAAGCCCGGUCUAUGCAACGAACGAUUCAUCUCCACGUUGGCCCGACAAAUUCUGGAAAGACAUACCACGCCCUACAACGGCUGAAACAAAGCAAAUCGGGUUUCUAUGCAGGACCGCUGAGGUUACUCGCGCAGGAGGUAUACCAUCGAUUCAAGGCGGAAGGCAUUCCUACAAGUCUCGUCACAGGUGACGAUGUCAAGACGCCGGAAGAUGGCCAAGUACCCCGUAUCGUGAGCAACACAGUUGAAAUGGUCAGUGUGGGACAGGAAUAUGAUAUUGGAGUCAUUGACGAAAUCCAAAUGAUAUCCAAUGCACAACGUGGAUGGGCGUGGACACGAGCUGUUCUGGGAAGUCAGGCAAAGGAACUCCACCUCUGCGGUGAAACGCGGGCCGUUCCUCUCAUCCGUGAACUAUGCGCUCUUACAGGAGACACCCUAGAGAUCCAUAGAUAUGAGCGAUUAAAUCGCUUAGAGGUCAUGGACAAAAGCUUGAGGGGUAACCUUAAAAGUCUUGAAAAGGGUGAUUGUGUUGUCGCCUUUUCCCGAGUUGGAAUCCACGCCCUGAAAGCAGACAUUGAAAAGGUUACUGGCAGACGAGCAGCUAUCGUUUACGGAGGUCUACCCGCCGAGAUUCGAACGCAACAAGCCAACUUAUUCAACGACCCGGACAAUGACUACGAUUUUCUGGUUGCAAGUGAUGCAAUUGGCAUGGGAUUGAACCUGUAA